Messenger RNA from Sphenostylis stenocarpa, 795 nucleotides. The record is from the annotation of a GenBank genome assembly. Lineage: Eukaryota; Viridiplantae; Streptophyta; Magnoliopsida; Fabales; Fabaceae.
AUGAAGCUUCAAUUAGGUUAUUAUUACUUUGGAAUAUUGUACAAGCGUAUCCCAGUUAAAACCGUGGUUUGGGUAGCCAAUAGAAUCAACCCAAUCAAAGAAAAGCCCUUCAUACUGCACAUAAAUAGAGAAGGGAAUCUUGUGAUUGAAACAAAAAAUGGGACUGUUGUUUGGACGGCAUUAGCAGACUCAAAAAACAAGGCUUAUGAUCCAAUUCUUCACCUCCUAAAUUCAGUAAACAUGGUAUUAAGAGAUGAGAGAGAUGACCCAGAGAACUUUUUGUGGCACUGGAAGGGCACCCUCAACUUGUUAUGUGGAAGGGUUCAACAGUAUUCCAUAGGGGUGGUCCCUGGAAUGGUUUUUGUUUCAGUGGUGCCCCAGAAUUGGAGAGAAAUCUACUUUUUGAGUUCAAAUUUGAGCUCAAACGUGGAGGAUAUCUAUGAAUCUGUGCCAAGAGACAACUGUGAUUACGAUAAUCUUUGUGGCCCUUGUGGAAAUUGCAUCAUAGGGGACUCACAAGUUUCCAAAUUGUGCUGCAAGGAUAAGAGUGAAGAUGGAUUUUUGAAACUUAGUGGGCUUACAUAUCCUGAUACUAUACAUGCUUGGGUCAAUGAGAGUAUGGAUCUCAACAAAUGCAGGGAAACUUGCUUAAAUAACUGUUCCUAUACAGCUUAUGCAAAUUUAAAUAUAAAAGAGGGAGGUAGUGGAUUUAUGCUAUGGUAUGGUGACCUGAAGGACAUGAGACAGUUUUCUGGAGAAGCUUGGGAUCUGUAUAUUCGAAGAUGGCUGCAAUAG